This is a messenger RNA of Fimicolochytrium jonesii, 1005 nucleotides long. Its product is annotated as 3',5'-bisphosphate nucleotidase. The record is from RefSeq and is a predicted model, not a curated record. The transcript is spliced from 6 exons. Gene Ontology annotation, biological process: phosphatidylinositol phosphate biosynthetic process; sulfate assimilation. Gene Ontology annotation, molecular function: 3'(2'),5'-bisphosphate nucleotidase activity. The coding region runs from base 1 to 1005 and encodes 334 amino acids. Lineage: Eukaryota; Fungi; Chytridiomycota; Chytridiomycetes; Spizellomycetales; Powellomycetaceae.
AUGUCAGCAAGUCUUGCACACGAACGGAAGGUCGCAAUCGACGCGGUGCUCCGCGCGUCGAAGCUUUGUCAAACGGUGUUCCACAAUCUGGUGUCGACGCAGGCGAUUAGCAAGCAGGAUAAGAGCCCUGUAACGAUCGCAGACUUUGGAGCACAAGCAGUGGUCAACUCCAUCCUUCACGCCGCGUUCCCAAACGAUCCUAUAGUCGGUGAGGAAGAUUCGGCGGAGCUCAAGAAGAACGAGGACGUCAAACGGAAGGUGGUGGAGUUAGCGAACUCGGUGGUAGAUCGGAAACUUUCUGAUGAAGAGGUCAUAACCGCGAUCGAUCUGGGCACGUACGCGGGAGGAGCCAAGGGGCGAUUCUGGACAUUAGAUCCGAUAGACGGCACAAAAGGUUUCCUGAGAGGCGAACAGUUCGCAGUGUGUCUGGCGUUGAUUGAGGAUGGUGACGUGAAGCUUGGGGUCAUGGGCAGCCCCAAUCUGCCCGUCGACUUGUCGAACCCCGAUGGAGAGCGCGGUUGUCUCUUCACGGCAGUGAAAGGCGAGGGUGCCUUCCAAAGCACAUUCACAUCACCAGAAGCCUUCACACGCAUCCACGUCUCCACAGCCAGCACUGCCUCCGCCACAACCUUUUGCGAGUCCGUCGAAGCUGCACACGCGUCGCACGGUGACGCUAUCGACAUUGCGAGGAAGCUGGGCAUCACGAAGCCGUCGACGCGGAUGGAUAGUCAGUGCAAGUAUGGCGUUAUUGCGAGAGGGGAUGCGGGGAUUUAUCUGAGGUUACCGGCCAAUAAGGAGUAUGUCGAGAAUAUCUGGGACCACGCCGGCGGCUCCCUCCUCGUACACGAAGCGGGCGGCAAAGUCUCCGACGCCCACGGCAAGCCGCUGGAUUUCUCACAAGGGCGUAAUCUGAUACGUAACAAGGGUGUUGUGGCGACGAACGGCAGGAUACAUGAUGAAGUAAUGGCCGUGGUCGGUGAAGUGCUGGGGGCGAAGAAGCAGUAA